AUGCGUUUCGCUUUCGCCGCCGUCGCCGCACUCUGCGCAGCAGUCGUUUCCGCACAGAACAAUGCCAUCAGUGUUCCUGGUGGUGCUGCCACGCUGGAUGUGACGGCCGGCCAACCCUUAACAAUUGAAUGGACCAACCCUUCGAGCGGUACCGUCACCAUCAAGCUGCAACAGGAUCCCGUCACUCCCGACUCGGGCGCCGUGCUGGCUGCUGGCAUUCCCGCCUCUGCUGGGACGGCGACCGUUCGGAUCCCUCCUCCCGGAGACGUCAACUCCCACGUGUACACAAUCGAAAUCAUCGACGACACAGACCCUACCAACAUCAACUUCUCUCCCAACUUCGGCAUCCAAGGCGCGACCGGCACAGCCACUGGCGUCGCGACCGGGUCUGCUACCUCCACCGGCUCUGCCACGUCGACGGGAACCAGCACCGACAGCUCUGCCACAAGCAGCGGCACUUCCACAGACAGCUCGAGCACCUCUGCCACAAGUUCUUCGGCGAGCACCACGAGCUCCGAGGAAUCCACGUCAUCCACUUCAUCCGCCACCCCAACUGAGAGCACGACCGCUCCAGACCCUAACAGCGGUGCCGGCAGCCUCAAGGUCCAAGGGGGUGUCCUCGCCAUGGCCAUCGGACUCAUCGCAGUCAUGUGA
Cladophialophora yegresii CBS 114405 is the source of this 654-nucleotide messenger RNA. RefSeq lists its product as uncharacterized. The record is from RefSeq and is a predicted model, not a curated record. NCBI's taxonomy places the organism in Eukaryota, Fungi, Ascomycota, Eurotiomycetes, Chaetothyriales, Herpotrichiellaceae. The coding region runs from base 1 to 654 and encodes 217 amino acids. The transcript is spliced from 2 exons.